UCUCGCGUUCUGUGGGCGGACAAACAGAGUGAGAGAGAGAGAGAGAGAGAGAGAGAGAGCGAGCGAACAGUUGAUGGAGUGUGUUGUGUACUGUUUAUUUUCAGUAUAAAUCAGAACAGUGAUGAAGGCGGAGGAGACAGAGCCCGAGUCUAAAUUCGGAGAUCCGAGGAAGUUUGACCCGAGUUUUAAAGGCCCGAUACAUAACAGGAGCUGCACUGAUGUACUGUGUUGUAUCCUCUUCAUCCUGGCACUGAUGGGGUACUUUGCAGUGGGAAUUCUGGCCUGGUCUCAGGGAGAUCCGAAGAAGGUGAUUUACCCCACAGACAGCAGGGGGCAGUUCUGUGGGCAGCAGUUCACAUCACUGGAGAAAAAGCCUCUGCUAUUUUACUUCAACAUUCUGAAGUGUGCGAGUCCACUAGUGCUGUUGGAGUUGCAGUGUCCUACCACACAGAUAUGUGUAGAGAAGUGUCCGGAUCGUUUCCUGACCCUGGUGAAGGCGAAGCUGAAUACUCAGAACUGGCAGUAUUACUCACAGUUUUGUAAGCAGGACGUCGACCUCACAAAGUCUGCACCAGAGCUCCUGCGGGACAAGGCAUGUCCAGCUAUGAUCUUUCCCAGCAAGGCGUUUACACGCCGAUGCCUCCCGGCUCUGGAGACGAAAAAGGAUGGCGUUGUUGUUAUCGGCAACGAGACGUCUUUCACAGUUGGAAACAACACGAAUGUAAACACCACUGACCUGCUAGAGGCAUCAAAGAAGUCGAACAUCGUGAUGGAGGCGCGGCAGGUGUUCAUGAGGAUCUUUGAGGAUUACACACAGUCCUGGCACUGGAUCCUGCUUGGGUUGGCAGUAGCGAUGGUGCUCAGUCUGCUGUUCAUCGUGUUGUUGCGGUUCUUAGCGGGGGUGAUGGUGUGGGUGAUGAUCAUCAUGGUGCUGCUCGUUAUUGCAUACGGUAUAUUUCACUGUUACAUGCAAUACGUGCAGUUUCAAGGACAGCCUGGUGCAGACGUGUCUAUCACAGACCUGGGCCUGCAGACGGACUUCUCUGUGUAUCUGCAGCUGCAGCAGACGUGGCUUGCCUUCAUGAUCAUCCUGUGUAUUGUGGAGGUCAUCAUCAUCCUCCUGCUCAUUUUUCUCAGGAAACGUCUCCAGAUUGCCAUUGCUCUGAUUAAAGAGGCCAGCAGGGCGGUGGGUCAUGUGAUGUCAUCACUGUUCUAUCCCCUGCUGACCUUUGCCCUUUUGGCUCUGGUAAUUGCGUACUGGGCCAUCACUGCUGUUUUUCUCUCGACGUCCAACACUGCGGUGUAUAAAGUGUUUAACAACAGCGAGUGUGAGUUCAGCAGGCAAACGUGUGACCCUCAGACAUUUAACAUCUCGAACAUAUCCUCGGUGUGUCCUGACGCUGAGUGUAUGUUUGCGUUUUACGGCGGUGAAACAUUCUAUCACAGGUUCCUGAUUCUGUUCCAGUUCUAUAACCUCUUCCUGUUCUUCUGGUGUGUUAACUUUGUGGUGGCAUUGGGUAAUGUGACCCUGGCCGGAGCGUUUGCCUCAUACUAUUGGGCCUUCAAGAAACCUGAAGAUAUCCCAGCAUUCCCCGUCUUCAGCUCGUUCGGCCGCGCCCUCAGGUAUCACACAGGUUCUCUGGCAUUUGGUUCUCUCAUUCUGGCGAUCGUUCAAGUGAUCAGAGUCGUGCUAGAGUACCUCGAUCACAAACUGAAAGGAGCUGAGAACAGGUUUGCGAAGUUCCUGCUCAGCUGCCUGAAGUGUUGCUUCUGGUGUUUGGAGAAGUGCAUCAGAUUCAUCAACCGAAACGCCUACAUCAUGGUGGCGAUUUAUGGCAAAAACUUCUGCACAUCUGCUAAAGACGCCUUCUUCCUCCUCAUGAGGAACAUCAUCAGGGUGGCCGUUUUGGACAAAGUGACUGACUUCCUGUUGUUUCUGGGGAAACUGCUUAUUGUGGGAAUUGUAGGAAUCGGCUCCUUCUUCUUCUUCUCUGGGAGGAUAAAGGCUGUGGAGGAAGCAGCACCAUCAUUAAACUACUACUGGGUUCCUAUACUGACCGUGGUAUUUGGGGCGUAUGUGAUCGCUCACGGCUUCUUCAGUGUGUAUGCGAUGUGUGUGGACACACUGUUCCUCUGCUUCUGUGAGGACCUGGAGAGGAACGACGGCUCCACCGAGCGGCCGUACCUCAUGUCCCCCGAGCUGCAUGACAUUUUAUCUGUUAGCAAAGUGACAGCCGUGGAAGAAAGAAAAGAAGGAGAAGAAGAAGAACUGGCACUUCAGGAAAACGGAGAAGUGCAGCUCAAACAGCAGGAGAGUCUCAAGCAGGAAAAUGAGGAAGAAACACCACUAAUGCAGGAGACAGUGUUAAAGCAGGAAGUAAUGUUAACACAGGAAGUGCCACUAAGACAGGAAGUAGUGCUAACACAGGAAAUAACACUAACACGGGAAGUGCCGCUGAAUCAGGAAACAGCAGGACUGCAGGUAACAACGCAGAAGGAAGAAGCAGAGCUAAUGCUAACACAGGAUGAAGUGAGGGUAAAGGAGGAAAAAAAAGAAGAACGAGGAGUUGAAUUAGUGAUGCCAGGUCCUCAAAACACAGUGCAGCAAAACGGAAUUCACGAGGACGACGUGCAAGAGGCCGUGGAGUCACGAGAAGAAGAACAGCAGGAACCAGAAGAACCGAAGCCUCUGGAGAACGGUCCUCAGGAGAGCGAGACUCCGCUAACGCCUCAGAACGAGUGACAUGACAUGGCGAGAAACAGUGAUGUGUGCUGACAUUAAACAUUAAUACUAAAUUAGCAUGUUCCCAUGUAGCCAGUUGUAAAUAAACCUCAUAGUUUCUCUUUCUGGAUUCGGCUUCAUCACACUAACUAACCUGGCUAGCUAAGCUCAGCUAAGCUAACUGAUGAUAACUAGCACUGGUGAGGGAGUUAAACUAAAAAAGCUAAACAAAAAGGCCUUAAAACCAGCAUGACACAAGGUCACGAUCCCAAACACGACAAAGAGGUGUGUCACAUUUGGACCAGGGGCGGGGUUAGAUACGCAGUUCGGAGAAUUUCUUGCUUCUUGAGACAUACAGUUGGUUUGAAUUGUUUCGUUGUUGUUAGCUUCAGAAGGUUUGAGCGCAAAUUGUAACCAUGGUAACGACUUUCAAUCUGUCAUUUAGUGAGCACUGGUGUAAUUGUUAUACAGAGUGAUGUUCACUACAGUUGUGUUCCUGAAUCACAGAGAGCGUUCUAUCAGCCAUGUUUACACCCUGAAUGGAAUUCUGGGAUUGCUGUUUCCAUGGAGAUGCUCUCUGCCUGCUUCUGAAUGAAACCUGAUAAUAAUAUUUCUUGUUAAAUAUUGCAGUGUGUGUAGACAUGAUAAUCAGUGUGUGUGUGCGUGUGUUAUGGUGUUGUUCAGGAAUGUGCUUGUGGUUUAGCAUUGCUAUGUUUACAAAGAUCAGAACAAAAGGUUGUGAAAUGAAAAUAAUCUACUACUGUGUAAACGUUUACUUUGUGGAGCUGGAGUUUGUCCUCCUGAUGUCAUAAACACAGAUAAAUAUGUGAAUGUUGGGCUAGCGGUUUGCUAACGCUAGCUAACUCGAAUUAGCAUGCUGUUAAACACACUGAAACGUUGCUAGCUCAAACAGGAUGAUAGCUAGCUCAGUAGCUAAUGUCAUACUAGUUAUUGAACCUGAACGAUGUCAAGAGGUACGGCCACGCCCACUGACAUGACUAUCACUUUGGUCAUGCCCACUACAGUGAAAGUGAUUGUUCUGCCUUACCUCUUUUUCUACCUCUUUCUCAUUUUUCCAUCUUUGUAUGUUGUUUCGUGUGACUUCCAGUGAAUAAACUGUUGCCUGCUUUAA
Messenger RNA from Ictalurus punctatus (channel catfish), 3854 nucleotides. It is a transcript of the gene slc44a2, whose product is annotated as solute carrier family 44 member 2. The record is from RefSeq and is a predicted model, not a curated record. Gene Ontology annotation, cellular component: membrane. The transcript has 22 exons. NCBI's taxonomy places the organism in Eukaryota, Metazoa, Chordata, Actinopteri, Siluriformes, Ictaluridae. Gene Ontology annotation, biological process: choline transport; transmembrane transport. Gene Ontology annotation, molecular function: choline transmembrane transporter activity. Bases 122 to 2743 code for a protein of 873 amino acids.